AAGUUUCAGUCAUGGUCUGCCCACAUGUAUAAAUAAAGGUGCUGAUCAGAUUCUGACACCUGCAGUUCAGCAUCACUGUAUUCUGGUAAAGCUGUUUUCGCUGGUAAAGAGAGAAUCUCCUUGAAUUUGCUCUGCUCUGCAUUUUUCUCUGGUGCAGGAGGUGCAGUUUCUCAUAAUGAGGUUUUUAAUCUCAUUGUGCGUGUCUCUGCUGCUGCUUAAUAAUGGUGAAAUAAUCAAUGGACAAACACCAGCAACAGUGACAUUGAACACAACUGCCUCACAGCCAGGAGUCGGAGCCGUCAGGUUGGUGAAUGGACCCAACCUCUGUUCUGGAAGAGUGGAGGUUUUCCACAAUGAAAUCUGGGGAACAGUGUGUGAUGAUCUGUGGGAUUCAACAGACGCGGCAGUGGUGUGUAGAGAACUGGGCUGUGGGAAUGUGACAGAGGCAAAGAGCUCUGCUUAUUUUGGACAAGGUUCUGGACAAAUCUGGUUGGAUGAUGUUCAGUGCCGUGGGAAUGAAUCAACACUGAAAAACUGUUCAUCACUUGGAUGGGGAUCACAUAACUGUGGGCACCAAGAAGAUGCUGGAGUCAUCUGCCAAGGCCAGGCACAAACUAGCGCAGCACCACGGACAGUAACAGUGACAUUUAAUACAACUGCCUCACAGCCAGGAGUCGGAGCCGUCAGGUUGGUGAAUGGACCCAACCUCUGUUCUGGAAGAGUGGAGGUUUUCCACAAUGGAAUCUGGGGAACAGUGUGUGAUGAUCUGUGGGAUUCAACAGACGCGGCAGUGGUGGUGUGUAGAGAACUGGGCUGUGGGAAUGUGACAGAGGCAAAGAGCUCUGCUUAUUUUGGACAAGGUUCUGGACAAAUCUGGUUGGAUGAUGUUCAGUGCCGUGGGAAUGAAUCAACACUGAAAAACUGUUCAUCAAUUGGAUGGGGAUCACAUAACUGUGGGCACCAAGAAGAUGCUGGAGUCAUCUGCCAAGGCCAGGCACAAACUAGCGCAGCACCACGGACAGUAACAGUGACAUUGAAUACAACUGCCUCACAGCCAGGAGUCGGAGCCGUCAGGUUGGUGAAUGGACCCAACCUCUGUUCUGGAAGAGUGGAGGUUCUCCACAAUGGAAUCUGGGGAACAGUGUGUGAUGAUCUGUGGGAUUCAACAGACGCGGCAGUGGUGUGUAGAGAACUGGGCUGUGGGAAUGUGACAGAGGCAAAGAGCUCUGCUUAUUUUGGACAAGGUUCUGGACAAAUCUGGUUGGAUGAUGUUCAGUGCCGUGGGAAUGAAUCAACACUGAAAAACUGUUCAUCACUUGGAUGGGGAUCACAUAACUGUGGGCACCAAGAAGAUGCUGGAGUCAUCUGCCAAGGCCAGGCACAAACUAGCGCAGCACCACGGACAGCAACAGUGACAUUGAACACAACUGCCUCACAGCCAGGAGUCGGAGCCGUCAGGUUGGUGAAUGGACCCAACCUCUGUUCUGGAAGAGUGGAGGUUUUCCACAAUGGAAUCUGGGGAACAGUGUGUGAUGAUCUGUGGGAUUCAACAGACGCGGCAGUGGUGUGUAGAGAACUGGGCUGUGGGAAUGUGACAGAGGCAAAGAGCUCUGCUUAUUUUGGACAAGGUUCUGGACAAAUCUGGUUGGAUGAUGUUCAGUGCCGUGGGAAUGAAUCAACACUGAAAAACUGUUCAUCAAUUGGAUGGGGAUCACAUAACUGUGGGCACCAAGAAGAUGCUGGAGUCAUCUGCCAAGGCCAGGCACAAACUAGCGCAGCACCACGGACAGCAACAGUGACAUUGAACACAACUGCCUCACAGCCAGGAGUCGGAGCCGUCAGGUUGGUGAAUGGAUCCAACCUCUGUUCUGGAAGAGUGGAGGUUCUCCACAAUGGAAUCUGGGGAACAGUGUGUGAUGAUCUGUGGGAUUCAACAGACGCGGCAGUGGUGUGUAGAGAACUGGGCUGUGGGAAUGUGAUAGAGGCAAAGAGCUCUGCUUAUUUUGGACAAGGUUCUGGACAAAUCUGGUUGGAUGAUGUUCAGUGCCGUGGGAAUGAAUCAACACUGAAAAACUGUUCAUCAAUUGGAUGGGGAUCACAUAACUGUGGGCACCAAGAAGAUGCUGGAGUCAUCUGCCAAGGCCAGGCACAAACUAGCGCAGCACCACGGACAGCAACAGUGACAUUGAACACAACUGCCUCACAGCCAGGAGUCGGAGCUGUCAGGUUGGUGAAUGGAUCCAACCUCUGUUCUGGAAGAGUGGAGGUUCUCCACAAUGGAAUCUGGGGAACAGUGUGUGAUGAUCUGUGGGAUUCAACAGACGCGGCAGUGGUGUGUAGAGAACUGGGCUGUGGGAAUGUGAUAGAGGCAAAGAGCUCUGCUUAUUUUGGACAAGGUUCUGGACAAAUCUGGUUGGAUGAUGUUCAGUGCCGUGGGAAUGAAUCAACACUGAAAAACUGUUCAUCACUUGGAUGGGGAUCACAUAACUGUGGGCACCAAGAAGAUGCUGGAGUCAUCUGCCAAGCUUUGAAUGACCCCUGUUUUGAGCUCAACUGCACGGAGGAUGAAUGGUGUGGAGAGAAAAAUGGUGUUUAUGGCUGUUUCUGUAACAAGAGUCAUCAAAGACCCGACCCAGAAUCUUUCGAUUUCUCUGAGGUUUGUGAAAGCAGCUCUGGUUCCAUGUCUCUGUCUCGCUGUCAGCUCUUUGAGGCUGGUUUUCCUACUGACAACUUACACCUCAAUGACCCCAACUGCAAAGGAACAGUCUGGAAUGGCAGAGUGGAGUUCUAUUUUGACAACAAUGACCACAUCUGUGGUACAAGUCUUGUGGCCAAUGGCACCCACUUCAUUUAUGAGAACUUUAUUUUUGGAACUUCGGGCUCGACUAAAGGUCCCAUCAGCAGGAAGAGAAUUCUGAAGAUGAAUUUCAGCUGUAUAUACCCCCAAACCCAAACACUUUCUAUGAAUAUGGAAAUCAAUCCACUAGAGAGCAUUGUCCACAAGAAGCUUCCUGCUGGUCAAGGGACAUAUCAGGUCAGGAUGGUUCCGUAUCAGGAUGCUGAGUUCUCCCAGCCCUUCACUGGAAGUGUGAAUGUGGAGCUGAACCAGCAGAUGUUUCUGGAAAUUCGUGUAGAGGGGGUUGACAGCCGUCAGUUUGCCACAGUGAUUGACACAUGUUGGGCUACACCUGAGAAUGAUCCUAAUCACUCUGUCCACUGGGACCUCAUCAGCGGAGAGUGUCCAAGUCCAAAUGAUAACACAGUGGAACUGCUGCAGAAUGGAGUCUCCACAUCCAGCCGUUUCUCCUUCAGUAUGUUUGUCUUCACUGCAAACUUCACUAAGGUUUAUGUGCACUGUACUGUUCACAUUUGCCUUCUUACGGGAAACCACUGCUCAACUCAAUGUGACUCUGGAUACCACUGGAGAGAGGGCAGGUCUGCCGAAUUCCAUGACAGUGCUUCCAUUUCCAUGGGUCCCCUGGUGUUGUCUGAAAAGAAACAAGGUAUUUGAGCCCCAGAACAGCAGAACAUAUCCAUGGCUUAAGUGUCUGUGUGAUUCUUUGAUUAUAUUAUUUGUUUCUCUGCUAAGUGUUUUGAUCACUCAUUGUUUUAUAUACAUCUCUUUCAAAAUUAAUGUCUUACUGAUGCCACACUCCUACAAGCUGGGUUUCUCACUGCAAAUUAUGCUUUUAAUAUCAUCUUAUCUACUGACACUCGUUUUUUUUUUUCAUUUUAUUUUUUUUAUGAUGGAUUAAGCUUUGUUUCCCAAACCAGCAUGUAGAUUGUUUGUUAUUAAGCAGAACAUAUGUGCAUUGUUAUGGGAACCAUGUGUGUAUUCAGUACCAUUUAUUCACCAGUGGUUACAUUUUCUUUUGUCAUUAUAGUGUGGGGUAGAAUCAUUAGGAAGACAGAAACAAUAUAAUUCUAUGUCUUUUGUUUGUGCUGCA
Cyprinus carpio (common carp) is the source of this 3947-nucleotide messenger RNA. Its product is annotated as scavenger receptor cysteine-rich domain-containing group B protein-like. The transcript is spliced from 27 exons. NCBI's taxonomy places the organism in Eukaryota, Metazoa, Chordata, Actinopteri, Cypriniformes, Cyprinidae. The record is from RefSeq and is a predicted model, not a curated record. Gene Ontology annotation, cellular component: membrane. The coding region runs from base 176 to 3511 and encodes 1111 amino acids.